AUUUAGUAUAUCGAAGCAAACAUAAAACAUAAAGGCUGUUAACUGCAGGUAAUGUUGGCGCUAAAAAGGGCGCGGUGAGCUGUUACGAUCUGAAAUGUGACACGCGACUCGGUUCAUGCUUGUUCACGCGAGCGCCUAGUUCAUCUUGCAGAAGAGCUGAAAACGAAAAAAGAUACCGCAGUUUAUAACGAGCCGUUGGUGAGCGUUGUAGGCUAUGGGAGCAAGCUGCAAACGGAGAUUUCCAAAAAAUUAAAAAUAAAAAGUUAGAUAUAAAAUUAAAAAAUAUGAAAAAUUAAUAAAAUAAAAUUUGUGAAUAAUAAGCGGCGAAUUGUGUAACGCGCUUCACUUCUGAUUUUUUUUUUGUUGUAUUAGGCAUAUGUGUACGUAUGACGUACAUACAUACACCGGUGUGUGUCAGCUGUCGGUCGGUUCUUUACAUUCCUACAUUCCCGUGUUCGUUAUCUAAUUAAACAGAUGUGUUUUACAAGAUCACAGAGUGCUUGCAAAUUAUAUACAUACUUAGUAUAUUGUACAUAUGUACAUAUAUAUGUGCAUUCAUAUAAUUAGACUCAGCCAAAAACGCUCACCUAUCGUUAGUCAGGGAAAUUUCGCCAUUCGAUUUGAACAUUUCGCUUAGAAGGCGCAUUUUCGGUACUUGCUCACGAUUUAUUGUUGUUGGUGGCACGGUAAAAAGUCCAUCAUACAGUUAUACGAGUACAUAAGCCACGGUUCGUGCGUCUUGUUCGCGUGCACGCGUGUCUUCUUUCUACUGCACUCAGCUAAAGAACCACAAAAAAAGAAACAUUAACAAUAAAAUUCGGUUGUAUAAUUACAUAAAGUAUAAGAAAAAAUGCAAAUGAAGCAGAGUUUCGGUCGGAGUUUCUUGAAUGAAUUUAAAUUGAGAAAAUUUGGCUUCAAGCAUUCGCAUUUGGAUCAAUUCUAUCAAUCGCAGGUUAACGGACUAAUAGGUGUCUUUGUGUCGAUUGACAUUGAACAAUUAAAUAAUGGUGGAAUCCCAAUUUUGUGCUUACGCCAAUGAAUUUUGUGUUGACAAUACAAUUCUCGCGUCCGACGAUUUCGUGUGCUAUUUUCGAUUGUGUACAUAAACAAAUUAAAAUAUAUGUACAUACAUACAUAUAUUGGCAAAGUGGUGUGCGCAGUUUUUAUUACCUCUUGUAUCGAUGGACAUGGGCGUUCUUUUUUAUUUCUGUGUUCAUAGCAUCUUUGGUUUUGCAAUUAUCAGGUGGCAAAUUCUUCAUCUUCUUGACGAAUUGGGGCAUAAUUGCGUGCCUGCUGGCCCAGCUAAGCGGUACUGUUCUCGCGACGCGAUGGUACUACAAUUUGGGCAACGCACGUAGUGCUGUGAUGGAGGGUAAGAUAUUGAAAGAGCCCCCGCCCACAUCAAGGCUGAUCAAAUUCUAUUGGUUAGUGCAUGGUGCUGCUUUAGCGUUGGCGCUGGUCAUCACCACGGUUUACUGGACAUUUUUACAUGGGAAAAUGGACAAACCCAUGCUCUAUCCCGUGAUGAGCUUCAUAACCCACUGCCUCAAUUCAGUAUUCAUGCUGGUGGAUUUUUGGUUGGUCGCAUUUCCGGUGCGUUUACUGCAUAUCAUCUAUUGGAUGCUGCUACCCAUAUUCUUCUACAUAUUCACUGUGAUUUAUUAUUUCGCGGGCGGCACGGAUGAAUAUGGCCACCAUUAUGUUUAUCCAAUUCUGGACUGGACCAAUCCCAUGCGUGCUGUAACCACCUUUGCUGGCGUUUUUAUCCUCUAUAUUAUCUAUGGCAUUGCUUUGUUUCUGCUCAGUAAAUUCAAGAGAUAUCUCUCACGUACUGUGAGCGCCAUGGAUAGUCCACAUGCCAUCGGAUUAAUCUAAAUUCUUGCAGAUGAAAUACCAAUUUUAAUUAGCAGAAUUACUUUUAAGCAUCGUAAGACAUUUUAGUAUAUGAAUUUUUUUACACACACAUUCAUGCACUCUGCCUGAUAUAUGUUUAUGUACGUACAUACUUAUGUUAGACAUAUGUUAUGUGAAUACAGAGCAUAUACAUACAUACAUAUUCAUACCUUAAUGCAUUAUAUUAUAUAAGUACUUUGAGUAGUUAGCACGUAAUAUUUUGUUUUAUUGUUAUAACAUAAAUGAAAAAAAUCGAAAACUGAAUUUUAGAUUUAAGUAAUGAUAAACUAAAGACACAACUGAAAACUUGUCCCUUAUGAAUGAAGUCAAUGAAAUAAAUAAUGAACCAGUAAUGGAU
Messenger RNA from Bactrocera oleae (olive fruit fly), 2251 nucleotides. NCBI's taxonomy places the organism in Eukaryota, Metazoa, Arthropoda, Insecta, Diptera, Tephritidae. The record is from RefSeq and is a predicted model, not a curated record.